Fusarium mangiferae is the source of this 2370-nucleotide messenger RNA. RefSeq lists its product as uncharacterized. Lineage: Eukaryota; Fungi; Ascomycota; Sordariomycetes; Hypocreales; Nectriaceae. Bases 1 to 2370 code for a protein of 789 amino acids. Gene Ontology annotation, biological process: regulation of transcription by RNA polymerase II. Gene Ontology annotation, molecular function: RNA polymerase II cis-regulatory region sequence-specific DNA binding; DNA-binding transcription activator activity, RNA polymerase II-specific. The transcript is spliced from 3 exons. Gene Ontology annotation, cellular component: nucleus. The record is from RefSeq and is a predicted model, not a curated record.
AUGUUUCGACAAAGGACGAGCUCACAGAAGCCGGGCGAUGAACUGCUGGCCAAUUUCCGACAGCAGUUCCCUGACCUUGCUGCUGCCAGUACUUCUGCUACUGCUCCAGGCCUGUCACAAACUACUGGUGCCGAAAACGUGCCUGCUGUGCCUCUACCUGAUCGGAACCAGAACCUCACUCAAGAUGCAUUCCGUGAUCAAGAUCCAACCCCUAGGGCGACUAACGACCCUUGGAGAUUUACUCCUUCUCUCUUAGAUCCGAAUUCCAUGUCAUUCGCCAACUUUGCUAAUGCACCACCUGGCUACUACACACCUACACCUGGAGGCACUAAUACACUAUUUCACCCGCAGGCCGGCGACCUGCAUACUCCGACUCUCGGGUUGGGAAUGGGACUUAACACACCGCUGUCUAUGCCAACAUCGGGAGACUCGCUGCAUCCUGGCCCAGCUCAACCAGUGAUGGAUAUGUCGGGGUUUCAGACACUGCAACCACACCAAUUUCACCAUUUUAACCCGUUCAUUCAAGCGCCACCACCCCAGCCAACCUUUGCGCCCUCUACAUUCGUUCACCAAGACACAGGAUAUGAGACCAUGGAUCAAGAUGGAUCACCCAUGGACUCGGAUCCUUCUGAAGAGCGCAUGUCAUCUAUUGGUGCCGCUCUUCAUAAGACUACACCCAUGAUGAACAUGCCAACAAGACAGUUUUCAAGUGGUCCUAUAUCCCAUCCCCUUCCGGCCUCAGCAGAAAAAUUUCGAUUUCACUCAACCCUCAACGCUCCUACUGCCAUGAUCAAGCAUGCGGACGAAAUCCCCGUCACUUAUCUUAAUAAGGGACAGGCUUACUCACUUUCUGUCGCUGAUACAAACGCUACCAUGCCCGUUGCCCCUGGAACCAAAUAUCGCACCUUCGUGCGGGUGUCAUUUGAGGAUGAGCAGCAACGACAACGGCCAGGUGUAUGCUGGGGUCUCUGGAAAGAAGGCAGAGGCACUAAUGAGGCACACCAGAGGGGCGGAAAGCUUCAAGCAGUUGAAUACGUAGAGGCAGGCCAGCCAGCUGAAGGUGACGAUAAGCGAACCCGUGUGGAGCUUGAAUCGUCUUCCUUUGAUGGCUUCUGUGUCACUUGGACACCAGGAAUCAAUGGCCCUCCCGAGGUUAACAUCGCAGUUCGCUUCAACUUCCUCUCUACCGAUUUCAGCCACUCGAAAGGCGUCAAGGGUAUUCCUGUAAGACUCUGCGCAAAGACUCACCCUGUGCCGUGCGAUCCUUCACAACCAGCGGCCGACGCCAACCCUGAGAUUUGUUACUGCAAGGUCAAGCUCUUCCGUGAUCAUGGAGCAGAGAGGAAGUUGUCUAACGACGUGGCACAUGUGAAAAAGUCUAUCGACAAGCUUAAGCAGCAAAUCGCACAAGCGGAGAGUGGUCUCAAGGAUUUUGGCAAGCGCAAACGUUCCAGUGGAGCUGCAAAGAUCGGAGAGCCGCAAAGACCCGGCAAAGUUCAGAAGCAUAAGCGAACAUGGUCUAUGUCCUCAGCCAGUUCUGCAGGCGGUGGUGGAAGAGCUACCAUGGAAGAAGACUUACAUUUCAAGCUCCAAACGCUGCAGGACAUGUUCACCAGUACACGGCCCGUCAGUGUAUUAUUCCUUCGGGGCGAAGAGCCCGAUGACCCAGACCUGCAUCCUGUUUCUCUUCCAGGGGAUAUAUCGCCUCUGACCAAGCCUGGCGAAGGUCCCAACUGGCAGGCCAGGAGCGGACGAAGCUCUGUCGCGGGCUCUAUGAUUUCUCCCUCGCCCAGUUCUCUAUCCCUGGCAUCACAGGCAUCUGGUAUUGGCGCUGGUGGUCAAUGGAAGAACUUCGACUCAGUAGCGGGAGGUGACAUAUCGCGGAAAGGGUCUGAACAACCCACAAGAAUCGCCAAGGGUGACGAUGAUGGUAGUCUUAGUGGAUGGAUCGAGGCUCUAGGUGUUGACUCCUCCUACCGCCCACCUCAGGAGCGAAAUCCAAAGCCUGUGGCAUGCUUCUACAUUCAACGAAGGAAUCCAAACGAGCCCGGAAGCUCGGACUACCACCGCGCUAUCUACCUGAUGCAACGUAGUCUUCAGGAACUUAACAACCGAAUCGCGGCCAAGUGGGGCAUCGAUCCUGCCCGAAUCCUCCGCACAAUCCAUUCCAUCCAGAACGGCCUCGAGGUGGAGAUGGACGACGAUGUGGUACAAGAGCUCAAGGAAGGUCAAGACAUGACGCUUGAGGUACAAGAAGUUACUGGACCAGCAGUCAAGCGGGAAUGGGAAAUGGCUGUCGAUGCCACCGAAGAUAUCGCAGAAUCUAACGACAAAGCAACAAGUGGUUUCGUUCUCCGUCUUAGUUUCUGA